Besnoitia besnoiti is the source of this 1083-nucleotide messenger RNA. RefSeq lists its product as uncharacterized. The transcript has a single exon. The record is from RefSeq and is a predicted model, not a curated record. The coding region runs from base 1 to 1083 and encodes 360 amino acids. NCBI's taxonomy places the organism in Eukaryota, Apicomplexa, Conoidasida, Eucoccidiorida, Sarcocystidae.
AUGCAGGGAGCCCGAGCCGCAUUCUUAAUCCUGCAGGUGGCGCUCGCAUCUUCUCAGCUUCACUGCCGCAAUGCAGAUGCGGCGCCUGAUGUCGCCACCAGAUCGCCAGCGCUACUGGUGGAACCAGCAGGCCGGGAAACUGAAUCCAUUGCGGCAGAGAAGCCCACAGGACCAGGCGCGGCUGCAGGCACUGCGCAAGACUUGACACAGCGGAGACCCGAUGGAGAGGACUUGCAGCUUCCCCCCCUCGACGUUGACGCCAGGAGCAAGAAGCGACACAGGUUUUCGGCGGCUUCCACUACUUUUCGUGCGGUAAGGCGCGUCGUCCUGGUGUCGCUGGUGCUCUACCUAGCGAUUACGUGGGGCUUUGCGAAGGUGCGCAAGUGCCUGAGUAGUCGUCGUGGCCGUUCAGACGGCUCAGCCGCGCGGAGACUGAUGGACGACGGCAACACGCCCUCCUCCUCUUCAAGUGGAGCGUCGGGUCCUACCUCCCCUACGUGCGAGGCCGUGCUGGAGAGUUUAGGGGCGGCCGCAGGGGCUCUGGCGCCAUCCGGCCUCUCGCGCUCGUAUUCUGAGGGACAUCGCACGUCCUCGUCAUCGUCGGCUUUGCCGGGGCCGUCAACUGCACCGUCGACGUCACUGGAUCCUAUGGAGCAGUUGACCUCAUCAAUGAGCUCGAUGACCGUCGAGAUGGACCCGCUACAAAGGAUCAGCCGGAAAUGGAAGACCCUGCGGCAGGAAAGAGGCAACCUACAACACAAAAGGAAAGCAAUACAACGUGAGCUGGCGCGCGCAAAAGCAGAAGCCGCUGGUACGGAAGACGUGCAAAGGCUUGCUGCGCUCGCGGCGGAUAUCGAAAAAGAGGCGAAACUCGUGUCCUCACAGCUUUUCCAUACACGACUUACUGCGUCGCUACUGCGCGUGCAAAUUGAGAGGAACCGACGGACGCAUCGGGAUGAGCAACUUUCGCGCAGAAGACGCUUGCGGCCGGAUUCUUCACCGAGCAGGCCUGUGGCCUCGACGGCAUCUCCACCGCCGCCAAGUCCGUCGACCAGCGACGACGACAUGGACGAGACCGGAUAA